Cyanidioschyzon merolae strain 10D is the source of this 1188-nucleotide messenger RNA. RefSeq names its product RING zinc finger protein. The record is from RefSeq and is a predicted model, not a curated record. The transcript has a single exon. Bases 1 to 1188 code for a protein of 395 amino acids. Lineage: Eukaryota; Rhodophyta; Bangiophyceae; Cyanidiales; Cyanidiaceae.
AUGACGGAUAGACAACUGUACUGGGGGCCAGGGCAAAGUCCCGCGGAUGUAUCCGUGCAAGUCGUAGCGGUUCGGGAGAACGGCGGAGCCAUUAGCGACGAUUCCGAUGUCGAGUUUGUGGGAGAGUGGCAAACAGAGCCCACGACCGCUGCUGCCUGCUCGCUCAUAGAACCCGACACUAUGGUGCUAAGCGAGCGACCGAGCACCAGUGGUCCCGAUGCGAGGCUGGCGUCAACACAGCUGCAACCUGGCCGACGAAGACGGCGCUCAACAGCGCAGGCUACUGCCAUUCGAACGGUGCCUCCAGAACAUGGGCCUGGCAUGGCACCGGGUGGCAACCGACGACAACGCACCGUAUACCAGCGAAUCUAUCGACGUCUGCGUGAGCUUGCAGGGAAUCGUCGCGAAGUGAGCAGCAGCCGACGGAACGAUUCUGUGAUUGCGCUACCGAGUAGCGCGACAUUCCUGGAAUCGCUAGAGCCGUUUUUCUCCGGCGAGGGAUGGACCUUAGAGACACUCACAUCUAUACCGCUAUCCACUGAUGCACUGGAUGCGACAGUGGAGCCCACCUGGAGUCCAGCAUCAGCGGCUCUCGAUGAGCACAACCGCAGCAGCAGCACCAACAACAACAACAACAACAAUAACGCAAUAGCGCCCUGGAACGCAACCUCGACGCGACGAGUAGUUCGAUCGGGUCGAAGCUCUCGGCGAACGUCACGUCAACAGCACUGGGCAGUCGCCAUGUUGAACUCAUUCCUACAACCGAGCUUCGAUUCAUUGCCUUCACCACGACCGAACCCGUGCCCCCGAGCGCUGGUAGAAUUGCUCCCUCUCCAGACGGCUACUGAGCGUGAAGAGUCGGAUGCUUGCCCGAUUUGCCUCAGUAAUUAUGAGCGAGGCGAGCGUUUACGACGUCUACCCUGCCUGCAUUUGUUUCACAGAACUUGUAUUGACCGUUGGUUUUCCAAACAGAAUUCGUGCCCGGUCGACAAAAUGAGCGUCGCGGAUGGGUUUACGGAUGAAUGCGCUCAGAGCAAGCUGCAGGCCCUUGGCGUAUCCAACGACGAGGCAACUGCCUGCAGCUCGGGUGUGUUUCAUCCGGGCGUUGAGGCUCCAUCUGACACAGUCGAGGCAUUGAUGUCACCGCCGAGACGUCGUCAACGAGUUCGACAACGUCGCCUGUCGUGA